Molecule: messenger RNA, 429 nt
Organism: Protopolystoma xenopodis
Lineage: Eukaryota; Metazoa; Platyhelminthes; Monogenea; Polystomatidea; Polystomatidae
Source: the annotation of a GenBank genome assembly
AUGCAGUUGGUCAAUCCCCAUUCAUUAUGCCGAAUAAAUUUUAAUGCCGAAAUUGUCCGAUAUACCCUGCUCUUAGCUCGUCGAUGCACCCUACCUACCGAGGUCAUCACUCCCAUCCGUAUGCGACGUAAGCAGGUCGCCUCGGCGGCAGCCUCUCGCUUCAACCGUAUCAGUGCUCCAUCGCAUGCAGCCUCCGAUCGGCCUGCCCCACUCGGCCGCUCGUUGGCCUCAGGCUCCGACUUCCUUCCCAACUUCAGGCCGCGGAACAUGAGUCACCCCGCCGGUAGCAGUCCCUCGCAAUCCGCCAACUCUGGUCAUUGUCCUCAAGCCGCUGUUGCAUCGGCCGCCCCGGUGGUGCUAGGCAAAACUCAAGCUGGGGGCGGAUUACUCGAAAAGUGGCGCAAGAAGCUGAAGCAAGCGCGUCACUAG